AUGGAGGAGAUGUAUGACUCUGAGUCCCCAGACAGCUCUGCCCCCAGCUCUGCUGCCCCUGCAGGGUGUCUGACCCGAGUUUCCCUGCCUUUGCUGCUGCUUCUCGUCUCUCUGGGCCUCUUCUUUGUGCUUCUGGUGACCACCCAAGUCCAAGUUGCCAGGAUCCACCAAAUCCUGCAGAGGGAGACCCAGGGCCAUCAAAGUAAUUGCAAUCUGGAUGCCAUCUCAAAGGUGCCUGGCUCCCAGGAGCAAAUCCAAGCUCUGAUGCGUUCAGAAGAGGAGUUACAUCAGCUGAAGGCUAGUGUGGCCAGCCUGUGCCGCCCCUGCCCCUGGGAGUGGCAGUUCUUCCAGGGAAACUGCUACUUCUUCUCCAGGACACAGCAGAGCUGGCAGGAUGCAGCUUCCGCCUGUAAGAACGAUGGGACCCAGCUGGUGAUCAUCAACUCAGAGAUGGAACAGAAAUUCCUGCAGUUCUGGGAUAUCAGGAAGAACCAGCGCACCUGGACCGGCCUCAGUGACCACCACAAUGAGGGCUCCUGGCGCUGGGUCGACAACACUCCCCUCCAGCUCAGCUUCUGGAACGAUGGAGAACCCAACAAUCAUGGGGACGAAGACUGCAUGGAGCUGAUUGACGAAGGCUGGAAUGACAACAAGUGUAAUGUGAAGAACUUCUGGAUCUGUGAGAAGCCCGCAGCCCACUGCCCCAACCUCUAUUUGUCUCCCCCUCCACAGAGCUUGAACAACUGUUCUUGCCCUCAGCCCUAA
Orycteropus afer afer is the source of this 765-nucleotide messenger RNA. It is a transcript of the gene CD209, whose product is annotated as CD209 molecule. Bases 1 to 765 code for a protein of 254 amino acids. Lineage: Eukaryota; Metazoa; Chordata; Mammalia; Tubulidentata; Orycteropodidae. The record is from RefSeq and is a predicted model, not a curated record. The transcript has 7 exons.